CUCUUAGCAGCAAGAGCAAGUGUACGAUGGCUUCUGAAACUUGAAAGUCAUGUCUACUCCUCUGUCUGGAAUAAUUGCAGCAGUGAAUUAGCUACAGCUGUCUUUCUGCAUUAAUGGCUUACAGAAUAUAUGAAGAUCUCUUUGUCUUUUUUCCCCCUAACAGGAAAUUCAGCAGACUGUGUACCUGUAUAGGGAAAAAAGCUGAUGGUAAACUACCAUCGUUAAUGGUUGAUCUAUAGUCAAGAAAUCUGCUUGAGGCUGCAUCCCUUCAGCAGGUAUUUAGUUUAUUUGAAGGAGCUUGACAAGAGGAUUCAUAGCAAAAGAAAAUGUGUGGGGGUACACCAAAAGCUACAAAUGGCGCAGGGGAACAAUUAGAAAGAGCAAGAAACAGAAGCAAUGUACCACUUGGAAAUAAUCUCUCUUGUACCAAAUUGGAUGAAAGGAUUAGAAAAUCUCUGAGAGACCAAAGUGUCAGCUGUGUGAGCAAAGUGACUAGACUACUUCAAAACAGCUGGUCCUCUUCAGAGUUUGACUUGAAUGAAAUCCGCCUGAUAGUUUACCAAGACUGUGAGAGGAGAGGCAGACAGGUCUUAUUUGAUUCCAAAGCAGUCCGCAAAAUUAAUGAAGCUGUGGUUCAGAAAAUGGCAGAGGAUGCUUCUGUAAAAACUUCUGCCAAGAACUGCCAAGGAAGCAAUGGGAACAACACUGUUUCUUCCCAUAGUACCUCAAUAACCUGUGUGCAAAAUGUCAAAGAACAUAUACCGAAGUAUCAGUACACCAGACCAGCAUCUGAUGUCAACAUGCUGGGAGAAAUGAUGUUUGGCUCAGUGGCAAUGAGUUACAAAGGCUCCACCUUGAAAAUUCACUAUAUACGCUCUCCCCCACAGCUGAUGAUAAGUAAAGUUUUCUCAGCCAGGGUUGGAAGCUUCAGUGGAAGCAACAAUAACUUACAAGAUAGCUUUGAAUACAUCAACCAAGAUACCGGUGUUGGAAAGCUGAGCUCGAAUCAGAAUGGUUUGGGAACCUGUCGCAGUGGAAGUAAUUUAGGUGUGUUACAGCUGUGUAGCAGCAAGCUGCUGCAGGGUGUGUCUGAAGGAGGUCCCCUCCGGCUCAUCCGCAGUGCUUCUUUCUUUGCAGCACACAGCACACCUGUUGAUAUGCCUAGCAGAGGACAAAAUGAGGACAGAGACAGUGGCAUUGCUCGGUCAGCAUCUCUGAGCAGUCUUCUGGUCACCCCUUUUCCAUCUCCAAGCUCUUCAUCAUCGUCUUCUAGCAGCUACCAACGUCGCUGGCUCCGAAGUCAGACAACCAGUUUAGAGAAUGGAAUUAUUCCAAGGUGGUCCACUGAAGAAAUGUUUAGUAUGGCUGAUGAAAGCUGCAACUCUAAUCCUGCAAUGGUUCGGAGGAAAAAAAUUGCAAUCAGCAUAAUCUUUUCUCUGCCUGAAAAAGAAGAAACACAGAGAAACUUCCAGGACUUUUUUUUCUCUCACUUUCCUCUUUUUGAAUCUCACAUGAACAAGCUGAAAUAUGCAAUAGAAAAGGCCAUGAUCUCAUGCAGAAAAAUAGCAGAAUCCAGCCAAAGAGUGCAGGUUUAUAUCAGCCGUGUCAUGGAUGCCCUGGGAGAAUUCAGAGUUACUAUCUGGAACCUAUAUUCUGUUCCAAGGAUUGCAGAGCCCGUGUGGCUUAAUAUGAUGUCCAGCACCCUGGAGAAGAAUCAGCUAUGCCAGCGUUUUCUUAAAGAAUUUACGUUUCUGAUAGAACAGAUCAACAAAAAUCAGUUUUUUGCUGCUUUGUUAACGGCAGUGCUGACAUACCAUCUGGCUUGGGUCCCAACAGUAAUGCCAGUUGACCAUCCUCCCAUAAAGGCCUUCUCUGAGAAGCGCACAUCACAGUCUGUGAACAUGCUGGCAAAAUCCCAUCCAUACAACCCUCUCUGGGCACAGCUUGAGCUAGGAGUCACAACGAGACACCAAGCCAACAGAGUAGCAGUCUGGCAACUGGCAGUACUUCCAUUCCUUCACAGUUACAUGAGUGGGCUUGGGCCAAGAUUUUCUUUCAAUGCCAGCUCCUCAGGUGAUCUCUAUGGUGCCAUAGGCUCUCCAGUUAGAUUGACUCGAACUGUUAUUAUUGGGAAACGUAAGGAGUUGGUGCAGCGCUUGCUCUAUGUUCUAACUUACUUCAUUCGGUGCUCUGAGCUGCAGGAAAAUCAGCUGACGUGGAGUGGGAAGGCUGGAGAAGGAGAACAAGUUCUGAAUGGAAGCAAGAUAACAACUGCACUAGAAAAGGGCGAGGUAGAGGAGUCUGAUUAUGUGGUUGUCACUGUUAAAAAUGAACCUGCUCUUGUGCCUCCAAUCCUACCUCCGAAGAAUCAUGGAAGUAAGAACAAUGGUAUUGCAGAGUGGGUACAUGACCCAGAAAGCACUCAUGCUGUCCCAGCCUCUUCAAAAGAAAGAGAAGCAAUAGGAAAGGCUGGUCAGAACUCUGAAGCAUCUGUUGACUGUCUAACUAGCAGUUUCUGUAAAGGAGCAACUGAUGGUAGGAAAAGAACUAUCACUGAUACAGGAAUUGUAUCCUGCCACUUUGAAGAGCCGUCUACUCUGGAGGAUUUAAUGGAUAUAAAGAAGAACAAGAACCAGAAUGAGAGAAAAGUGGAAAAGCAAUUGUCUAGUAGGUCAUCUGCCUUACCUUGUCCUGAAAGGUCUGGCCACAGGAGUUCACACUUAGAAAAGGUCACCUUUCAGAUUGGGAGUUCUGCAUCUCCAGAGUCAGACUUAGAAACUCGUAGAAGAGAAAUGGAAGAAAAUCUGAAGACAUACCGAAAAAGUCCAGAGGUAAUACAUUGUGCCUCAGGUUCCACAAAUGUGACUGUGGAUGCUUCCCAGAAUCAAAAAGAAAGUUGUGAAGCUGCCUUCAUACCCUUCAUUAAACAUGUUUGUGAGGGGAAAGAGAGUAUACUUAACCAAAAUGUGGAAAGUAAAAGAACUGAAAUGAAUUUAGUGAACAUAAUAUCUAGUGACCCACUUUUACCCACAGAUAACAUAGAAACUGUAAAAUUGCCAAGCCUGAAAGAAGCUAGAACUUUAUGCUCUGGCAAUCUAGAGGACUGUUCCCCUGGCUAUGUAGAAGUAGGUUCUGCUGUCAAACGAGAUUCCCCUAAAGUAGGUGCUAAAGAUGUCCCCUAUGGGGAUGCUGGAAGAAAAAUCUCCUUCAGAGUUGAAGGGGACAUUCCAAGGAAUGAGAGUUCAGACAGUGCUCUUGGAGCCAGUGACGAAGACGGGGAUUGUUGUAUCCCUGAAGAAGUGCAUCAUCAUAAUGCCAGCAAAAGACUUGAAGAGUUUGCAGAAGUGGAACUUCCAUUACCAAGGUCAAAUACAAUCAGCAGUCAAUGUGUGAAAAAUUUUGGAAGAUCACUUUUAGGUGGUUAUUGUCAUACAUACAUACCUGAUCUAGUGCUGCAUGGAAUAAAUAAUGAUGAAAAACUCAAGCAGUGUCUACUAGCAGACCUACUUCAUGCAAUGCAUCAUCCUGUGCUAGAUGAGCCCAUAGCAGAAGCUGUCUGCAUUAUUGCAGACACUGAUAAAUGGAACGUACAAGUAGCUACAAGCCAGAGAAAGAUGAUGGACAAUAUGAAGUUAGGCAAGGAUGUUUUGGUUUCAAGUCAAGUGUCCAGUUUAUUGCAGUCAAUUUUACAGCUUUACAAACUCAACGUCCCAGCUGACUUUUGCAUAAUGCAUCUUGAGGAUAGACUACAGGAGAUGUAUCUCAAAAGCAAAAUGCUUUCAGAGUAUCUGCGAGGACACACAAGAGUGCAUGUAAAAGAACUAGGAAUUGUAUUGGGGAUUGAAUCCAAUGAUUUGCCUUUGUUGGCUGCUAUAGCAAGUACUCAUUCCCCAUAUGUUGCUCAAAUACUCUUAUAAAUUAAAAUCUCAGGAUAGUCAUUCCUUUAAAGUGAAAUAAAGAAAAUGGGAAUAUUGAAUGAAGAACAGAGGUGCCAAACACUGGUAAAGGGGAACACUGGGGAAAGCAGGUGAUGACUCUACAUUCUACCACCUUCUGAUUCUGAUUUCAACCGGAGGACUUCAGUUUACAUAACAUAAAAGGCAUUCAGGUUUUUCUUACAAUCUCACUUCUGACUUAAAUCAAGAAAGUGACUGCAUACUUGCAUUUUAUUUUUAUUCAAAGUUAACACUAUGUGGCAGACCAGGAGCUGCCCUCCAAAACGCUGCUCAAAACCAUGAAGUAACAGUUAAAAGAACAAGUGGGUUAGAACAGAUUUCAUAAUACUACUCUUGAGUGUGGUGUGCUGUAUGAUUCUUUGCUGGGGAGGAGGAGGAGCUCUAAGCUACAUAUAUACCAUUCCUAUACACAAGUGUAUUAGAUGGGACAUGAUUCUCUUGCAGAGCAUGGUUUUAUAUAGUAGAAGUGAUGGGCUCGGAGGAAGAAGCCUGGAUUCAGCAGCCAAAUGUUAUAUGGGAAUGGAGGUGUUAAUGAGGUGAUGCAACUUUUCCCUGAAAGGAUAAGCAGUUAAACCUGUGGCUGCUUCUGUUUCAUUGAAGAGGCAUUCAAAUGACCCCAUGGCUGUAAGUGAAAUGGACUUCUGAGAUAAGGAUUUUGUGGGAAAGCCUUAUGGAAUUUCUGCUACAAGUUUACAUUUGUUGCUGAUGCAACUUAAAUAACUCUUGGGUUUCCGUAUGACUGUAGUCCUGGGAACUAAACCUGUGUCUUGGUGUCAUCAAGUAUUGCUGUCUCCAAGGAGGAUGAAUUUGACAAACUUUGUACGACACCAGUGCUGUCAGUGCAUGUCUGUGCGCACACACCGAGCGAUUGGCACAAACUGAAGACAGCUCUACUGAGGAAAUGAAAGACAACAACCAACCCCUCACCAAACCUUUAGUCAAAAGUAUUACUUUUUUUUCAGGUAUGAGUUGUCAUUCUAAGUAGGAAUAAAAGAGGAGCGUUGUUUGAAGUAAAAUGAAAUUUAGGGGGCAAACCCCAGUAUUUGAUAUUACUAUGAAUGUUUGCAAUUACCCUUUUUGAUGUUACAGAAAUCUUGAACUAUCAUCCGGGUGCCUUUCUUUAAUAGGUUAACUACUCUGAGACCAGAAACGACUUCUUUGCUAGGUGAUACUGGCCUUCUGUGUUUCUAGACAGCAAAAUAAAGUUUUGUAUUUUACUGUUCUCAUGUGGUUGAUAACAUGAAUGUAAAAAAAUAUUUUGUGCAUCAAGCACUCUAAGCUGGAUAUGAAGCUGUGGACCAGACCGAGGAAAGAACAAAGGAUCAAAACAUUCUUAAAGUAACGGAAAACUCAAUGUUGGACCAUCCUAUUGUGAGCCAGCAUGAAUAAGCUGUCUGAAAUUGUCAUCUUGCAAGCAAAUUGCUAGCAGCACAAUUGCCUGGGAAUAGUGAAUUCUCAUAAUAAACUCCUGAUCACCAGUUAUGAGUUUUCCUCUUCGGUGAUUACAGAUUUUUAACACUGAAGGGACACACUUUUAUGAAAAGUGUUUUUAUUUCCUACUACCUUGAUGUUUGGACUUUUCUACAGUAAACUUUCAAUUAUUUGAAACAAUGAAAUAUGUGUAUUAUGAGUUGUUUAAAUGUGAUGGGGGGUGGGGUCUUAAUUAACCUUGUGUUGUUUUUUGAGGGAAAUAGGUAGACUGACCUACUGUGAAAAGGGGUUGUUUCCAAGUGGGGGAAUACUUAGUAUUCUGAUACAACACUUCUAAAGCUGUUCUGACCUAAAAUUCCAGAUGUUUCUUUUAUUUCAUUUUCAUACUUUUCCUAAUAUUCUGCCUAGAAAGGCUAAAAUCUUUUUAUAGUUCAGGUUUUCUCCUACUGCUUAUACUUAAGCAAAAUUUAGUAUCUUUGGUCUGUGAAUCCUUCUAUCUGCUGUAAAGUAAACUUACUUUAGAUACUCUAUUCCACAAGGUUAAGACAAAAGAACUACAAAACAAGUCACAUAUUCCUAAACUACCCCUAUGAUGGAGAAUGUGUGCAUGCACAUGUGUAGGACUAUGAAACUACUUCGCUGAGUGUAUAUAGAAAUCCUCGUGUACUUUAUUUCGUAUCACUCUUAAAUAGUAUCUGAGUUCAUUAAAAGUCAAAUUCAGUUAUCUUAAAGUAUUAGUUGGUUUUUAUCUGAACAGACUGACAAUUCUUCAAAGAAAUAUGUGCUAACAUGGAAAUCUGAGCUUUUGUUAUCAUAGAGUUUACUAAGGAGGUAAUAGGUCAGCCAACAUGCAAUGAUUGCAAGACUUAAUAUGUUGAUUAGUAACAUCCGAUUUCACUGCAGAUAUUUUUUUUUUAAGAUAAAAAAAUUAAAAACCUGCCUUCUGGCAAAACAUCAAAUUAACCUUGGGGUGGCAGGUGAGCUGAUGGUGAAAAGCACUUGGAUUUUCUUCAUCCCAGGCUAAAACUUUAUUGUUCUUGCUGCUUUCUCUAACACUUUGCUGCUCUUCAGAAUUAUGUGAUGAACUAUCUUGUUCUCACUGGUUUAGUUCUGGAGGAAAGAAAAUUUGAACUGAAAGCUGUUUAUUACCUUUAAAAGGCUUUAAACUAAAGAAAGUUAAAUACAUGUUUUCCCUUCCACCAAAUGUACUACCUCAGUUGUCAGGAUUCCACCUUCUAGGGCUUUUUUUGACUCGGUAAGUCUUUAACUUGUUUUUGUUAGCAUCUUGCUGUAUAUGUAAAUUAGUGUGGCAUGACAGGGCAGUAAGUAUUUACAGAUGUGUUGUAAGACAUCUUUAGGGCAUGUUUCUGUUUUUAUUUUAAUAGGAUGAAAAGUGAUAUGAAUGUACAGCUGUGUUUAGAACUGAUAAUGUAGCUUAAUUUUCAAAUAUUCCAAAGUUGGUUUUAUCAGUAUUAUGUAGGUUUUUUGUAAACUUAAAUACAUACUUUCUUGGUUAAGUGGGAGUGCACAGUAUUUCCAAGAUCCCACAUAAAUGCAGUUUACACAGUGUGAUUUAAAGAAUGUAUGCUUUUUUUUUUUGGGCAAGACUAAACCUUCAUACACAGAAAGGAGAAAUUAACUGCUAAAUUGUGGUAUUUAAUCUAAAUUACUUCUUUAACUCAAAACAAUACCAACAUUUUAAUAAAGCAGGUACUCUCUGAACUAAUGUAUACAACUUUAUUCUGCCCAAAAUAAAUGAAUGGGCACUAAUUCUGUAAUUUUGUCAGUCACAUUUUUAUUGACAGCUUCCAGAGUUGUAGAUUGAUCUUCCUUAUUCCCUUCUAUGUGCAUCUUUAGUCUUGAAGUAAAAAACCCUUUUCAGACAUACCAAAUUCUUGUAUAUAAAGUUUACACAAAAGUAUUGUUUAUCCCUCAACUAUAAUUUCAAUUAAAAGGAUCCAACUCAAAAUUGAGUCUGAACUGCUGAAUAUACUCUAGACACUUUUUCUGGGUUUUUUUUUAGCUCAAGUGGGCUAAUUUGACAUACGUAGCAGGCUUUCCAUAGUAGAAAAAGUUGUGUGUUGCUAUUGCAUGUUUGGAGAACAUAGGCUUUAAUAAGGAAUGACUGAGUUCUGAUGUCAAAAUACAUGUGGGGUUUUUUUCUUAUAGCUGUUUAUGUAUGCUAUCAUUUUGGUUUAUUUCUUUGCGGCAUUUGGUGCAAUAAAGUUUCUGAAAUGAACAUAAA
Messenger RNA from Apus apus (common swift), 7632 nucleotides. RefSeq names its product folliculin interacting protein 2 (gene FNIP2). The transcript has 19 exons. Bases 327 to 3917 code for a protein of 1196 amino acids. Gene Ontology annotation, molecular function: protein-folding chaperone binding; ATPase inhibitor activity. Gene Ontology annotation, cellular component: cytoplasm. The record is from RefSeq and is a predicted model, not a curated record. Lineage: Eukaryota; Metazoa; Chordata; Aves; Apodiformes; Apodidae.